AUGUGUCAAGCUGAAAUCCGAGCUCAGAAGCAACGCGAGCAAAAUGAGCGCCGGCUUUCAGUUCAACGCAACAACGCAUAUUUCUCUAUUCGGUCCCAGAGUGACAGCGAAAGCGCAAAGCCCAAUCCAUCGACCACCCUUAAACCCCCUCAAGAUUCAGGUCAGCGGACUUGUCCUCCAAACUUACCAUUGACGACUCCGACGUCUUGGAGUGAAGAGUGCGCUUCACCUGUGCCGUAUCACAAUUCACGCCCAACGCUUACAUCAAAUUCGGUAAGCGAUAACAUAUCCCCAAAUAUAGCGGCAACAACAACUAGUACAGUGACAUGUUUUACUACCUCUAUCGCACCAACAACAACAACAAACACACCGGUACCUGCCGACUGCACAGCGGUGUCAACAGCCCGGCCUAUUCUUGCUGCACAAGCACAAAUUAACUUGACUGCAAGCACUGGCAACAAAGGUAAAGCGCAAGAAAGGUUGAAAAACGAAACAACAAAAAAUGCGGCCAUACAGACUGGAAUGGACCGCUAUGUUACAAUAAAAAGAAAACUUAGUCCGCAAAAUUCAACGGGCAGUAAGACAAUAAUAAACCGCCUUACCUCAACUCAGCAAGUCAGUACGAAUAGAUUUGCACUGCUAAGUGACAAUGCCGAUGAUGUGAAUAGCCAAAUUUCUGAAGAUGCUGCAAAAGCUACUAAUGCCAAACCUCCGCCCAUUUUUAUAAGAGAAGAGAAUCCAAGCGCUCUUGUUAAUAAAAUUCACACAGCUAAUCGGUAG
Rhagoletis pomonella (apple maggot) is the source of this 780-nucleotide messenger RNA. RefSeq names its product mucin-5AC-like. The coding region runs from base 1 to 780 and encodes 259 amino acids. The record is from RefSeq and is a predicted model, not a curated record. The transcript has a single exon. Lineage: Eukaryota; Metazoa; Arthropoda; Insecta; Diptera; Tephritidae.